This is a messenger RNA of Gossypium raimondii (Peruvian cotton), 2809 nucleotides long. Its product is annotated as G-type lectin S-receptor-like serine/threonine-protein kinase At1g11330. Gene Ontology annotation, molecular function: protein serine/threonine kinase activity; ATP binding. Bases 203 to 2674 code for a protein of 823 amino acids. Lineage: Eukaryota; Viridiplantae; Streptophyta; Magnoliopsida; Malvales; Malvaceae. The transcript has 7 exons. Gene Ontology annotation, biological process: protein phosphorylation; recognition of pollen. The record is from RefSeq and is a predicted model, not a curated record.
CAUCGGUCUUUAAACGCUAUAAAAGAAAAUAUCUGAAUAGCUGAUAAAGUUGAAAACUUUGAGGAUCUUGCCUUGAUCAUAAUGUAUUAAAAUGCUACUCAACAAUACAACAUAUGUCAACUGGCUGUCUUAUAUUGACCCGUCUUAUUUGGAUAGCUUAGUAAUGGUGCUUGUUCAUGAAGACCAUAGAAUUCUGUGAAUAAUGAGUGGUUCAAACUUGUCACUUCUUCUUCAUCUCUAUUAUUGUUUGUGCUGUUUAAGCUUUGGCAAUGCCUUUGAUACCAUUACAUCAUCAACACCCAUCAAUGAUUCUCAAGCUUUAGUUUCCAACAAUGGGGUUUUCCGAUUGGGAUUCUUUAGCCUUUCUAGUUCAACUGAUCAUCGCUAUGUUGGAAUAUGGUACAAUAAUAGAGGGGUUCUCGAAGAAUCUGUGAUUUGGAUAGCGAAUAGAAACAAGCCUCUUAAGGAUGAUUCUGGGGUUUUCAUGGUUUCCGACGACGGAAACCUCGUCGUUUCCGACGGUCAAAACCAGACUCUGUGGUCGUCAAAUGUUAGAAAUCCGAGAGGAGUGAAUGUAAGUGCUCAGAUUUUAGACACUGGAAACCUUGUUUUGAAGGCUAACGGAAACACCGUGUGGGAGAGUUUCUGGGAGCCGUUAAACGUGUUUGUGCCGAUGAUGAGACUCAGUACAAAUGUAAGAACCGGUGAGAAAGUGGAGUUGACAUCAUGGAAAAGCUCUUCUGAUCCAUCUACUGGCAGUUUUACUUCGGGUCUACAGCCUUUAGCAAUUCCUCAGAAUUUCGUUUGGAACAAUACGAAACCGUAUUGGCGGAGCGGUCCGUGGAAUGGCCAUAGCUUCACCGGCAUACCAAACAUGAAUUCUUUCGUUCUUGAUGGACUAAGUCUCGUGAAUGACAACCAAGGAACUUUUUAUCUUACUUUAGCCUUCUUCAACAGUUCUUAUUUAUCAUAUGCUUACUUGGAUCCCCAAGGAAUUACUCGUCAACGAUUUUGGGAUGAUGAGAAAGGGAAUUGGACUACUUACGACUCUCCUGCUGAAACUGAAUGUGCCCUUUAUGGAAAGUGUGGGGCAUUUGGGAUCUGUAAUUCUCAAAAACCAUCAAUUUGCAGCUGUAUGAAAGGGUUCAAACCCAACAACAUAGAUGAAUGGAACAGCGGAAAUUGGACUAAUGGAUGUACGAGGAUCAACCCGUUGCGAUGCCAUCGAGUAAACAACACUGACAGCGAACCAGACGAUAACGAAUAUGGGUUUUUGAAGCUCGAGAGAAUCAAAGUACCUGACUUUGCGGAGUGGUCCGAACACCUCGAAAACGAAUGCAAAAACCGAUGCUUGAACAACUGCUCAUGUAUCGCUUACGCGUUCGAUGCCGGUAUCGGUUGUAUGUCGUGGAGCAAAGACUUGAUCGAUAUACAGAAAUUCUCCUAUGGAGGGUUAGAUCUAUAUAUUCGCUUGCCUCGAUCCGAACUCGAUAAAAAGAACAUAACCGUAGCUAUCAUAAUAACAGUGGUAAUAGGAACAACCAUCAUUAUUGUCGUCUCCUUAAUUUUUCUACUGAGGUGGAUGAACAAAGAUAGAGAUAGGACAGGCAGAAGAGUAUAUGUGAAAUUUGAGGAACUUGCCAUGUUUGAAGACAAUGGAAAAGAGACCAAACUUCAUCAGCUGCCACUCUUCAAAUUUGAGGAACUUGCCACUGCAACAACAGAUUUCAACCCUUCAAAUAAGCUUGGGCAGGGUGGCUUUGGCCCGGUUUAUAGGGGAAAGUUGUUGGAUGGGAAAGAAAUAGCAGUGAAGAGAUUGUCAAGUGUUUCAGGACAGGGAUUUGAAGAAUUUGCCAAUGAGGUGUUAGUGAUUUCUAAACUCCAACAUCGAAAUCUCGUUCGACUGUUGGGAUGUUGUAUCGAAAGAGAAGAAAAGAUGUUGGUGUAUGAAUACAUGCCUAACAAAAGCUUGGAUGCAUUUCUCUUUGAUUCGACAAAGCGAAAACUCUUGGACUGGAAAAACAGGUUUAAUAUCAUCAAAGGAAUCAGUCGAGGCCUUCUUUAUCUUCACCAAGAUUCGAGAUUGCGAAUUAUACACAGAGAUUUAAAGGCAAGUAAUAUCUUAUUAGAUGAAGAAAUGAAUCCUAAAAUUUCAGAUUUUGGGAUGGCUAGAAUUUUUGGUGGCAACGAAAAUCAAGCAAAUACAAGAAGGAUAGUGGGCACAUAUGGAUAUAUGGCUCCUGAAUAUGUAUUGAGAGGACAUUUCUCGGAGAAAUCUGACGUUUUUAGCUAUGGUGUUUUAUUACUGGAAAUCGUUAGUGGAAGAAGAAACACAAGUUUUUAUAACAAUGAACAUUUUUUUAACCUUCUCGGAUAUGCAUGGAAGUUGUGGAUUGAAGAUAACAUUUUGGCAUUAGCAGAUACUGAGCUUGUUUCUAAGCAAUGUUGCCAUCAAGAAAUACUGAGAUGUAUACAUGUUGGAUUGUUGUGCGUGCAAGAACACGCCAACAAUCGGCCAUCGAUGUCGAUGGUGAUUUCCAUGCUUAACAGUGAGAUCAUUGAUCUUCUAUCUCCAACACAACCUGCUUUCACUGCUGCAUUUUAUGGAGAAUCCCUUCCAAAUAAUACAUGGUCUAUAAAUGAUGUAACCAUUACCAAUAUAGCAAGUAGAUGAUGAAAAAAAAACAGAUUGGGUCGGAUAGAGCCCGCUGGAUUUUAUUGUUUAAAUGUGGAAUCUUAUCUAGUUUUUUUUUUUUUUUUAUCUCCAAGUAUAAUUGAACCUUAUCCAACUUUAAAAUAGAGGGUAUAA